Messenger RNA from Spirodela intermedia, 4956 nucleotides. The record is from the annotation of a GenBank genome assembly. Lineage: Eukaryota; Viridiplantae; Streptophyta; Magnoliopsida; Alismatales; Araceae.
AUGGUAGUAACUUUUACUCCACCCUAUAUACUGCACUGCAUGUGUGCCAUAGAGGCAUUUCAUACAGCUUGUAUGUGCAAAGUGAGAAUCUCUGAAGGUCUGUCCUCACAAAGACGUGGAGACUCUCCAUGUGGGUUGUUUCAAUCUAGUCUAUUUCUGAUGCCUUCCCACGUCUGUUAGAAUAGAGUCAAACGCAUACCAAUCCAAUAGUUGGAUUUCCUCUCGAGGCUUCAAAAAUCCGUUUUCCUCUGAAGUAAAAGGAAGCUGGGGACAACUGAACUUUAUGCGACAAGGGAGAAAUAUCAUGAAACUAAUACCUGGAAUGUGAGGUCUACUCUGGAAUUAAUGUUUACCUAUAUCCUAGGUAUGCACAUAAUUACCAUCCCCAAAACCAAUUGUCAAGGGCGUAUUAUUCUAUCACUAUUUACAAGAGACAUCAAGCAAAAUGGGUGGCAUAAAUUCUUUCUAUUCAUUCGUGGCUUAUCUUUGAUGAACAUUUACAUAAACAACAUUAUCUGAAAAUGAUGGGCAAAACAUUACAGUCUAGAAUUGUGUUUAUUUUUCUCGUAUAAUGUACUCUGUGCAUGACAAUUCAUUGACACAUCGAUAGAAAAAAAACUGGAGCGCAGAACGUUAUAGGAUCUUCCAUCCUCUGUUACACAGUCACCAAUUUCUUUUGAUUUGUGCACCUAGUUGUUACUGUAGCUUCCAUUUUCUCACUUUUUCUUGGUAGUAACAUUAUUUGUUUUUUUUUCUCUUUAUCUUGUAGGUGGAAGGACGAAUUUGUUUGUCAAGAGAGGUUAAGAAUGCCUUAAAUAUUCUGAAGCAAAAAAGGAUCAAUAAAUCAAAACUGGAUGUGAAACAGGGAGGAGAUUCUGGCGUAAGGAUGAUGAGAAAUGCUGCAGAUGCUCUGAAAGUCUCUGCUUCUUAUGCAACUGAUCUGCAAAGCAGUGCAAAUGGAUUCUCUCAUAGUAGCAGUGCUUUAAGUGAAACUAAUGUUCUGGCAAAGCAUAAAACUGGAAAGUCCAUCUCUACUAUAGAAUGGAUUGACAGAAUCCCCGAAUGUCCCAUUUAUUAUCCUACAAAGGAGGAAUUUGAGGAUCCUCUGAUUUAUUUGCAACAAAUUGCCCCUGUAGCUUCAAAAUUUGGUAAUAUCCUAAUGUUUACUUUUUAGAAGCAGUAUCUCAUGUUUUUGUCUCUCUUGAAUAUUUUGAAUUAAUACCAUGACUAGGUCACUCCCCUUUUUCACAUUUGAUGUGGCCAUUUAUUGAUUUAAACGAGGUUUUUUCUGUUAUCCUUUGUCUUCUGAUUUAUUGGAGUUAAGUCUAAUUUUAUGCUUUCUAAUGAAUUUUAAAUCAAUUUAUUUUGUGGGAUCUGUUUCUCUAAUUGAGUAACCUUAUGCUUCCACUUCCUCCCUAGGAAACGAGAAAAUUACUUUGUAGAAUAUCUCAAAAAUGGUUUUAAAGGCGUUAGUUUGACAUACCUAUGGCAACAAGUCGAUGUAACAGGGGCAGGGCGCUUAUGUCUCUAGCCUCGCGUGUCUCUAAGUGUUCCCUUCAGUCACCUUGUCUAUGGGGAAUCUUAUUUCUCUCUUUGGUGCUUUGUAAAACUUUUGUAAGGGAGGUAAACGUCCGUAUUAUUCAAGAAAACUCUAAAGUCACAAAGGAAAAGCAUAACAUUUAUCACAUCGUUAUCUAGUGAAAGUAGUCAAAAGGUUCUAUGUUAUGAUGGCAUGCCACUUAUUGUUUUGCUCAAGAAUCUUACAAGUUCAAGUCCAAAAUAUUUUCCUUAUCACCAUCAGCACUCAUCAAGUGACAGAUUAUGAAAGUAUGAUUAUGAAGAUUCCAGCUUUUAUAAAAUUGUUGCAUUAUAAUUUCUUCAACAGGUUAAUAUAUUUUCCUUUUGGUUAAAUGAUGACUUAAUACGUUGUAAGAUAAAUCCAAUGACCAUCGCAUCUAAGAUAGUGAUAGAACAUGUGGUGAUGCCUCACAAGUAUGGUGACUAUUUUUCUCCUUUCAAUGCAUGUCGAAUGGACAUGACUGAUGGUAAGUCAAAUUAUCUUUAUAUGAAACGGUCAUGGUAAUAGUAGUUUACGUAUGAAUCGUUUUCACUAGAAUAAGUUAACAUUGGUUUGAGUGGCAUAUGUCCUGCAUUGUUUUGUAAGCACCAAGGCAGUACACGACUACGUUUCUCAUGCUAGCCACUUAUUAUGACCUGAAGUAGCUAUUUUGUUUUUCAACUCUCUUUUUUACAUUUACAGAGAUUUACCAAAAUUGAUGUCAUUUUAGGUAUCUGCAAGAUAGUAUCCCCUUUGAGUGCUUCAGUACCAGCUGGUGUUGUAUUGAUGAAAGAGAAAGCUGGAUUCAAGUUUACCACGAGGGUGCAGCCACUUCGACUUGCAGAGUGGAAUAUAGAUGAUAGGGUCACAUUUUUUAUGAGCGGAAAGUAAGUGCUCGGUCUCACACCGGAAAAAGGGCAGUAUUUUGUUUACAAAUUGACUAGAACAUCUUAUAUUUAUUUAUAUGACUUUUCAGAAAGUAUACAUUCCGUGACUUUGAGAAAAUGGCCAACAAGGAGUUUUCCAGAAGAUAUGCUAGUGCAGGAUGUCUUCCUGCAAAAUAUUUGGAGCAGGAAUUUUGGCAUGAAAUAGCUCGUGGGAAGUCAGAUUAUGUUGAAUAUGCAUGUGAUAUUGAUGGCAGUGCCUUCUCAUCAUCUGCUAAUGACCAGCUGGGGAAAAGCAAAUGGAACCUUCAGGUAGUUUUUUCGCAGGAUUGUGAGGUUAACAUCUGAAAUACUGAUUAUGAACAAGUGUGUUUCACGCUGUUACCUUCUAUCUGAGUAGAAUCAUAAGAAGGUUCAUGUAUUUCUUUCUUUCGCAUACACCGUCCAAAAUUUAUCGAUCUUUUGUUUUUCUCAGUUUGAGAUGAUCUUAUCUUUCUUAUGGUCUUCUUUCCUUGUUUAUGAACUAAUUUCUGCUAGUAACUUCGUCGUCUGUUUCUUUGCUUUACGACCAGACAUUUUCGCGGUUGCCCAACUCCAUACUAAGACUCCUGGAAAGAGCAAUACCGGUCGGGCAUUUUUAUUCUUUUUUAUUUUUAUCUGCUGAGAUCCCACAUCCUUGAAUUUCCAUUCUCAAACUGGGAUGCUCUUGUCGUUGCAGGGGGUGACUGAUCCCAUGCUUUACAUAGGGAUGCUAUUCAGCAUGUUUGCUUGGCACGUGGAGGAUCACUAUCUCUACAGGUAUGAUAAUUCUCUGCCAUUGCGCUUGACUUUCUGCAUGAUUCACUCUCGCAUUCGUGGCAUUCAAUUCUUCCUUGCCUGGCAGCAUCAACUAUCAUCACUGUGGAGCGUCAAAAACUUGGUACGGGAUUCCUGGGCAAGCCGCUGCUGACUUUGAGAAGGUUGUGCGGCAGCAUAUCUACACCCGCGAAAUUCUGUCGACAGACAGAGAGGACGCCGCAUUCAAUAUCCUGACAGGGAAAACGACCAUGUUUCCGCCGAGUGUUCUGGUGGAAGACGGUGUUCCCGUCUACAAAGCUGUGCAGAGACCUGGAGAAUUUGUGAUUACCUUUCCAAGGGCGUAUCAUGCGGGUUUCAGUCAUGGUGAGAUUCACUCUGCCAUCCCCUACCACUCCUUGUUGCGCACCCUGGGCAUGGACAAUAACUAACACCUUUCUGAACGGGGGAUUGAACUCCACCCACCCGCUGUCUGCCUCCAUCAAACUCAGGUUUCAACUGUGGCGAGGCGGUCAACUUUGCAGUGGGUGAUUGGUUCCCCUUGGGGGCAGUGGCGAGUCAACGCUACGCUGUUCUCAACAGGGUUCCUCUUCUCCCCCACGAGGAACUUCUCUGCAGCGAAGCAAUGCUUCUUUACUGGCGAUCAUCCGAUGCCACAGGCCCGUCUUUUUCUGUGGCGCAUUUGCCUUCUUCUACCCACGGCAUCAGAGCUUCCUUUGUGCAAUUAAUCCAUCUUCAGCAGCGUGCUCGCCGGUCACUGAUGAACUCAGGAGCGAGAGCUGCCCACUCCCCAGAUUCUCAUGGAACCAUUCUCUGUGGGAUCUGUAAGAGAGACUGCUACAUAGCCUACGUGUCAUGCAAUUGCCACCCGGAUCCUAUUUGUCUUCGGCAUGGUACAGGUCUUUCUACCCCUCUCGCAGAAGCCUCGCCUCCCUGCUCGUGGUUCUUACUGUACAUCCUCCGAUCAAUUAUUUCUCUAAUUCUGUGGGAUCUAACUUAGAGACGGAGACGAGCAGCUGCCCCUGCGGACCAGAACGCGUCGUCUUCUCCAGGGAGAACAUCUUAGAAAUGGAAGCUGCGGCUCGAUCGUUUGAGCAGGCUGGCGGAGCUCCAGGGGACGAUCUUUGCCUGCAGAACCCCAGUGGAGAUGGAGAUGGAGAUGCCCCCCACUGUUGUGGCAUAGCCGUCAACCUGGUCAACCCUGAAGAAAGCUCAUACUGUAAGAAUGUAAGUUCUACGAUCACUGAAGUGGAGAAACCGGUGGUGUUCAUCAGCCAUCUAUCUGCUCUUCAUUUUUCUUGUAAUCAUCUUGCAGGAAUCGCUCGGUGGUUCUGGAAUCUCCUCCGCCGCCUCCGCCGCUGCUGCGCCGCCGUACGAUGACGACUCCGACUGUGAGAUAUUCAGAGUGAAGCGGAGGUCCAUCUUCAGGGUAGAGAGGAAACGCUCCUUCCCCGUAGCAGCAAGCUCAAAGCUCCAUGGCGAUCGGGUAAACUUUCAGUUUAGAGUCAGAUCAUAUGGUCGCCUCUCUCUCUCUCUGAUCUUCAGCGCGAUCUUCUGAGGUUGCUUUUCAUGCGCUACCAGGGCUUGAAGCGUCUGAGGAGGUCAGACUUCUCCGGCGAAGCGCCGCCGUGGAACCGCCGCGCCUCCGCCGCCGCCGUGCCGCCGGCCAUCCGGAUUUCUUCUAACCACGGUAACGAGCGAAGAUUGGAGAGGGGUUGA